Molecule: messenger RNA, 3061 nt
Organism: Conger conger (European conger)
Lineage: Eukaryota; Metazoa; Chordata; Actinopteri; Anguilliformes; Congridae
Gene: kiss1ra
Product: KISS1 receptor a
Exons: 5
Coding region: 297-1382 (361 amino acids)
Biological process (GO): neuropeptide signaling pathway
Cellular component (GO): membrane
Molecular function (GO): G protein-coupled peptide receptor activity
Source: RefSeq, a predicted model, not a curated record
UCAAUGCUUUCAAUGAGGCCAGAGACAAUACUAGGAGGUGCUAGCUAAAAUCUUGCGUGUGGAUUUUUGAUUUUUUUUUUGCUCCUUGUUUUAAGUGAUACAGAAAGACCCCUAGGAGUAUGGGGCGUGUUCUGACAUUUCUGUCUCGUUAAGGAUUUGAUGAAAUUACUUCACACCUCAGUGAAUGUUUAUCCGCAAGUUGAAGGGGCAGACCUUUGCUGACCGCUAGCCACUGCGUAUCUGCGUGUUAAAUUCUUUCUUAGCUUCCGAGGCGUAUCCCUCUUUCUCCCGCUGAAAUGUGGAAUGCCACGGACCUCCUGUACAACCUGUCGGAGGCGAACUCCUCCCUGGACGGAGGGGAGGAGGGGGAGCACCCGUUCCUGACGGACGCCUGGCUGGUCCCUCUCUUCUUCUCGCUUAUCAUGCUGGUGGGGCUGAUCGGGAACUCCCUGGUCAUCUACGUGAUCUCCAAGCACAGGCAGAUGAGGACCGCCACCAACUUCUACAUCGCUAACCUGGCGGCGACAGACAUCAUCUUCCUGGUGUGCUGCGUCCCCUUCACAGCCACACUCUACCCCCUGCCCAGCUGGAUCUUCGGGGACUUCAUGUGCAAGUUUGUUGCCUUUCUCCAGCAGGUCACCGUCCAGGCCACCUGCAUCACCCUGACCGCCAUGAGUGGGGACCGCUGCUACGCCACGGUGUACCCGCUGAAAUCCCUGCGGCACCGCACGCCCCGCGUCGCCAUGCUGGUCAGCGUCUGCAUCUGGAUCGGCUCCUUCAUCCUCUCCACGCCCAUCUUCCUGUACCAGCGUAUCGAGGAGGGCUACUGGUACGGCCCACGGCACUACUGCUCGGAGGAAUUCCCCUCAAAGGCCCACGAGAAGGCCUUCAUCCUCUACCAGUUCAUCGCCGUCUACCUCUUGCCUGUUCUCACCAUCUCACUCUGCUACUCCUUCAUGCUGAAGAGGGUCGGUCAGCCCGCGGUCGUGCCUGUGGACAAUAACUACCAGGUCCACCUCCUCUCCGAGCGGACCAUCGCCAUCAGGAGCAAGAUCUCCAGGAUGGUGGUGGUGAUUGUCCUUCUAUUCACCAUCUGCUGGGGCCCCAUUCAGCUCUUUAUCCUGUUCCAGUCCUUCUAUCCCGACUACAAGGACAACUACACCACCUACAAGAUCAAGACCUGGGCCAACUGCAUGUCCUACGCCAACUCCUCCAUCAACCCCAUCGUCUACGGGUUCAUGGGUGCCGGCUUCCGCAAGUCCUUCAAGAAGGCCUUCCCCUUCCUGUUCAAGCAGAAGGUGAGGGACAGCAGCGUGACGUCCCGCACGGCCAACGCCGAGAUCAAGUUCAUCGCCACGGACGCGUCCGGCGAGCCGCAGUGAAGGACCCCCAGCAGCAGGUGGCGCUGUGAGCAGAGCCAGGUCUCGCUGUGGUUCCAUUAGGUUGGAAACGCGAACACAGGACGGACAGGGCAUCGUGUUGAACGUAUAAGGCGGAGGUAGCGUAACGCUAAUGUGGCUGGUUCUGUCCUAUAUCCUACUGUUGCCACUAGAAAAAGUACAGGCAAAACAAACAGUACAGGGGAGAAACUAAGAUCUGCUGGGGUUUGGCUAGUCUGCUCUGCAGAACGAGAAGGAGGAAAAUGUAUUUAAAGUUUGGUUGUAAAAUACAUCAGCUUGUAAAUAGGUCUUUACUGACCAUAGGCCAGUUUAGUAGGAGUGUUCAUUAUAACCUGCUUAAUAGGAAAAUUGCCUACUUUCCUGUGUGCUGCACUUGCAAACAUUAACUAUUUAUUUCAGAACAUGCAAUAUUUUUUGUAAGCUGAAAAAAAUUCCAUUAGAUGUGCUUGCACUGCAUUCCAUUCCCACAGUUAUAAGAAAGGGUCAUUGUCACUGUGCAGAAAGCAAAGAUAACAAACAGCAAAUAUAGCAAGAUACCUUCACACAUUUUUGCACAUAUGGAGCUGAAGACAAGUGAUGUUUUCCAAUACACCCUUAGAACCAGGUCUAUGAUGCUUGCAAUAAAGAACAACUAAAACACUUAAAAGCACUUCAAGUGCUCCAUCUGUUAACCCCGACAGCCCUACAUGUUCAGUGCUGCAAAUCCGCAAGAAUGUGCUUUUCAUCCAAAAAUAUAUACUUUUUCUUUUCGUGAAACUGUUGGCUUACUAUGAGUUACAUUACAGUUUAAAUAUGAUAAAGUACAAAUAAUGAAAAUUUGUGUUCAUAGCCUAUGUAUAAGAAAAAAAAGGCAACAUUGCAACUGGGUUUGUUUUCAUUGUAGAUGACAUUCAUCAACUCUUGGCAAAGCUGUCGGAUAUUUACACAAAAUACAAAGUUAAUAUCGGCAACACGGCAAAGAAAACAGUGCAGAAGUCAGUACGGAUAAGUAUCGUUUGUCAUUCCGAACGGUGACAGCCGCGAUAUGCACGUAGCCUGAUGAAUGGAGAGCCGGAGCAAAACAAAGCCCAAAUAAACUACGGGUGAACUGGAAGCGGGGCAAAUGAGAGAUCCCUGAAUUAGAUUCCAGGCACGUUGGGCUGGCGCUCAGUUGGGAUUUAUGUGUGGGAGCUUGCUCAAGAAGGAGGGCGCUCAACGAGGCGUGGAGAGUGUUGAUUCCGGGCCGACUCUAACACCUCCCUGUGUACACAACCUACAGGUGUUGGGUGGCACCCUUGGCACUCCAUCAAUGGGAGUUUUUAUCUCUACUAACAAGUUUUAUCUUUGUCUCAGUCUGUCAUUCCCUGUCCCGUUUGAAUGAUAACCUGUCCCUAUACCCUUUCUUUUCAUUUAUUUUGUUGUUGUAGUUGUUGUUGUUGUUGUUGUUUUUUGUCUCUAAAGUGUUCUGGCAAUUAUUUGCUAUCACUGAGGCCAUUUUGUAUUUGAAUUUGGAAAGCAUCUGUUGAACCCAUCUCAUAUAGCUGUUAGCAGAUUGGCUUUUCUGCCAAAGUUGGUUAUGGGUCUGUAAACCUGGGGAAAUGAGUCACAUUUUAAAGCAGGGUUUUUAUGUAAAUGUACAAAAAUGCCCCUUUACCGCAAAUAAAUGUCUAAUUUCUGUACAA